UGGGGUCCCUGGGAUGCCCGGCAGUGUUUUUUACCCCGGGUGCUGGGGAUGUGUGCCCGGUGCUGUGUUGUUUCCCCGUGCUCUGUUGUUUCCCCCGCCGUUGUUUCAGGGUGAGCAGGUGCCGCCUACCUCCAACACUCUCCUCUGCUAAGUGCACCCCUCACCACCCCGCAGCGCCCAUCCCUUGGUGCUGGGCGGUGGGAGGCAGAGAGGUGCUCGUACGGUGGGCGAGGGUGCAUUUUCAGGAGCUUCCCAGCCCUUGUUUUAGGGAAGGUACCCCAAGGAUUCGCGCGCCCCAUUCGGCGUGGCAGCUCCGCACAAAACUCGUGGUGCCUUGUAUGUCACCGGCACGCGGCUGGGCGGAGGGCAUCACGCCGACCCCCAGGGCUGUCCCGUCUGAACCACGGUGGCUUUGCGGGCAGCUGAGCCUGAGCUCUGCCGCCCGUGUCACCUCUGACCCCGAGUUGACAGCGGUGUGUGGCGUGACAGUGAUCCAUGUCAAGGUCACACCCAGAUAACUCGGUGAUAAACAGGUUCACACGGUGAUAAUGGACCGGCUCUGCUCCCUCUCCUCCCUCUCUCUUCUCCUUCUACCUCUUCCCUCCACUCCCUGGCUUGCACCAGGGACUCGUGCCCACUCACCUUGAGCAGAGAGGCUCCGUGGAUGUUCUGCAGAAGGGGGAUUGGGUGCAUCCAGAAACUGCAGAGCCCUGGUUUUCCAUGCGUCCAAGAGUGCCUGUGGACAGAGAGAGGCUGCGUGGUCUACCAGAGCCUGUGUAGCUAAUGGCUCCCAGGAUAAUGCUGCUGUCCUGCUGCACAGCCAUGCCCAAGAAUGAUGGCACCAAAAAGCCGGCGCUGGAGAUGGUGCUGGACCAGCGCUGGAAGCUACAAGUCUGCUACCUCUGCUUCUAUGGCUUCAUGACACAGAUCCGACCGGGGGAGAGCUUCAUCACCCCCUAUCUGCUGGGGACCGACAAGAACUUCACAAAGGCAGAGGUGACCAAUGCGAUCACACCGGUGCUGUCCUACUCCUACAUGGCCGUGCUGGUGCCCAUUUUCCUGCUGACAGACUACCUGUGCUACAAGCCCGUGCUGGUGCUGCAGAGCCUGAGUCACAUCUCCAUCUGGCUGCUGCUGGUGCUGGGCACUUCAGUCCUGGCCAUGCAGCUGAUGGAGUUCUUCUACGGCAUCACCAUGGCUGCCCGCAUUGCCUACUCUUCCUACAUCUUCUCCCUGGUCACCCCGUCCCGCUACCAGCGGAUGGCCAGUUAUUCCCGCUCCGCUGUGCUCCUGGGGGUUUUCACCAGCUCCGUGUUGGGCCAGCUCUGCGUCACCUUGGGUGGUGUCCCCUUCCUCACCCUUAACUACGUCUCCUUGGGCUUCGUCAGCUUCGGCCUCAUCCUCACCCUCUUCCUCGAGCGGCCCCGGCGCAGCCUCUUCUUCAAUCGGCCUGGGGGGGCUGGUGACGCUGCUGUGCCCACCGAGCUGGACAGGAUGGCCAGGGGGGACAGCGGGAGGGGGACACGGGGUUGGCGGGACAUGGUGCUGUGCCGGAUGCUGCAGGAGCUGGGAGCGCUGGCCAGGCAGCCCCAGCUCCGCCUCUGGUCCCUGUGGUGGGUCUUUAACUCGGCUGGGUACUACCUGAUGCUGUACUAUGCUCACAUCCUCUGGAACGAGAUCUCUCCCACCACGGACAACCGCCGGGUGUACAAUGGAGGCGUGGAUGCUGCCUCCACGCUGCUGGGAGCUGUUGCCUCCUUCGGUGCUGGCUACGUGAAGAUCCGCUGGAAGCUGUGGUCAGAGCUGGUGAUUGGAGUGGUUACGGCAUUCCAGGCAGGAUUGCUCCUGCUUAUGAACUCCACCACCAACAUCUGGCUGUGCUAUGCUGCCUAUAUCCUCUUCCGUGGCUCCCAUCAGUUCCUGGUUCCCAUUGCCAUUUUCCAGAUUGCUACCUCCCUCUCCAAAGAGCUCUGUGCUCUGGUCUUCGGAGUCAACACCUUCUUUGCCACAGUGCUGAAGACCAUCAUCACCAUCAUCGUGGCUGACAAGAGGGGCUUGGGCCUAUCUGUGCAUCCCCAGUUUUAUGUGUAUUUUGGCUACUUCACCCUGCUGGCCGUGGUCUACCUCCUGGCGGCCAUCAGAGUGGGUGUCCAGCACAGCCACCGCAGGCAGCCAGUGGAGCUGGCCCUGGCCAAGGAGCCAUGCCAGCUCCCAGUGGAAAUUUCAGCACAAGAGAAAAGCCCGGAGGCGGGCACCGUAUGAGCCUGAGCACUGGUAUCAUGACACUGUGGCCAGCUCUUGGCUCCCCAAGUGAGCAUUGUCAUCGCCACCGUGUGCUUGGUGUCCUGUCCCACUGCCAGUCCUGGGUGCUGUUCUGUCGAGGAUGUAACUGCUGGGACAUGUUUUCUGCUCUGUGAGGACAGGGCUGUGCCCCUUCCCUGUCCCCACACACAGAGUGGGGGCAAGAUUCCCAUGUGCCACAGCCGUCUGUCACAUAGGGGUAUGGAUGGGGACCCCAUCCCACUGCAUCCCCAUCAUGGCACGGAGCCAGGCUACAAGAGAAUGUUUCUUUAUUCAGUGCCUUUAGAAAAUGGUUUAUAGCACACAACUGAUGACAAAAAAAUAAUAUAAAGAUCCACACGCUUUAAAUUGCAUUAAUUACACAAAAUACAGUAGACUGUAAGAAAUAGAGACCGUGUGACUCGCACAGCUUUUAUGGUAAUAAUUUUCAUAGAAUAACAAAAAAGCUAGUUACAAAUUUC
This is a messenger RNA of Serinus canaria (Common canary), 2762 nucleotides long. RefSeq names its product solute carrier family 19 member 1 (gene SLC19A1). NCBI's taxonomy places the organism in Eukaryota, Metazoa, Chordata, Aves, Passeriformes, Fringillidae. Gene Ontology annotation, cellular component: basolateral plasma membrane; apical plasma membrane; plasma membrane. The transcript is spliced from 6 exons. Gene Ontology annotation, biological process: folate transmembrane transport. The record is from RefSeq and is a predicted model, not a curated record. Gene Ontology annotation, molecular function: folic acid binding; folate:monoatomic anion antiporter activity. Bases 784 to 2262 code for a protein of 492 amino acids.